AUGGAGAGCUCCGAGUCUGAGGCCGGGAGCCGCGACGACCGCAUGGCGACGAAGGCGGGGAGGCGCGCCGAGCUGCAGAAGCUGUCAAGCGAGGAAGGCGAGUGGACACUGUACCGCACGCUGUGCCAGUUCAGACUCGGCUACUUCUCGUUCCUGGUCCUGAUGUGCAUCCUCAUGUUCAGCGUCACAUUCCUGAUGGAGAUCUUCUUCGCCAUCUUCCUGCCCAGCGCACGCAUGGACGCGUACUUCACAGUGCGGGCCAUUGUGCUGCUGGCCUUCCUGCCGUUCGCGCUGAUCUUCCUGUCCUACUGCUUCGAGGAGUCCAGUCGACUGUUCCUGGACGCGAUUGACACGAGGGAAGGCAGUCUGGCCAACUUCCGUCUCUCGCUCUGUGUGUGCAUCCACUACAUGCGCCACUGGCGGGCGAUGCCCGACGACCGACUGGAGAGAGAAAGGUUCGACGCGUUCCGCGGAGACGACGAAGACCAAGAGGCCUGGUCGCGCUUGGUGAGCUGCAUCACUGCUGGGCCAAAAUAUCUUCUGAGCACCAUCUAUACCAAUGACCCGUUCAAUGACAAGAACAAGGAGUCGGAGGAUGAGAUGAGGUACGAACUGGAGCUGCUGUUCCAGAGAGAGCAGACCGAGGAGUCUGGUCACAAGCGCAGCAGUCGCUUCCUUCGUCACCGAAGCAGUAGCAACAGCAGCAGCAGCAGCAGCAGUGACGAAGAAAACUCGCCCUCGGCUCGGUGGAAACGUGCGUUUCAAGCUGCCAGCACAACAGUCAAGUUCAACACCACGCACUUUGACGGGCCCCCUCUGGACUUCUCGACGCUUGUCAUCACCGACGUGCUGUGCCCCUUUGUUUUCGAAGUGAUCACCAUGUGGACCUUUAUAGUUUCACUGCUCGCGAACAUGUCCCCCCUGGCAGCUUUCUUGGACUACAUUCAGUGCGGAUUCUACAUGCAAGCAACAUAUCUGGGCGUAUGGAUGAUCUGCCAUUUCUGCAGUGCUCGGAACCGCAAGAUGCGCGAGUUUGUGAGUAACUACCGACGACGCUAUCGCGAUAUGCAGCGAGAGCUACUGGAGAUGGAGAAUGAGAAGCGGGCAGAGCAUCUUUGGUUGGUGAGCAUUGGCUUCCGUGCGGUGGAGCAAUUCCAGACCAGCUUUUACACGUUUGUGGAAGCUGCUUUUGAGUUUGGAGUUUUCAGUGCGAUCAUCUCAUUCUACGCGUUCUACCUCGGUUGGGGCAUUAUGGGGAUUUGCCUUAUUCUACUUGGCGAUACAAUUCAGGCCAAAUUUCCUCAGAUCUUUGGGCUUACGUUCAAGUCGUUUAUCACCUUUUUCGUGAUUCUAUCAUUCGUGUUUUUCUCGUCAACGUGGGCAGUUGGCACCUUCGUCCAGGGUGGGGAUUUCUUUGUUUAUCCACCGACGGCUGAAUCUCUUGCUACUUCCUCAACUCCAUUUGCAAAACACUCGACGGGGUUACCAGGCCACUGGACAAAGGUCGCCGAGUAUCCAGUGUGUGCUCUCCACGUGCAGUCGCUAAACAUCGUGGACUUCGCUCUCAUAGCUGAUGCUGUCUACGGUUGGAACACUGCAGUUCAAGUCAAGUCGUUCAAUCAGCGCUUCAAUGGCACGGAACUUGGCGAUUGGGAGUACGUAGCGCGCAACAACGAAGAUGCAGGCCACCAAGUGUGGGCGGAGCUGUACUUCCCCACGAUCAACAUGACGGUUAUCGCUGUUCGCGGCACCGCCACAGCGACCGACGCUCUCGAAGAUCUGCACUACUGGUUCGGUGUGAGUGUCAUGCAGGCUGCCAACAUUUUCUUCCCAUUCCUGAAGCAGCUCCCCAGCGAGUUUGUCGUGGAGAUGCUUUCGAUGAAGUUCCUUCGGACCAUCAUGCCCCCUCCAGUGUACUCCGAGCUGCUAGACCACGUGAACGUUGUGCGCAAGCGUGUUGGUGGGGACCACCUCGUCCUCACUGGUCACAGUCUUGGAGGAGCGAUGGCCGCGAUGGUCGGCGCUAAGACGCACACGCCGGCCGUGUCGUUCUCAGGGCCUGGUUUGCUCUACUCCCGGGGUCGAUUCGACGUGGAUGACGAGUCGAUCCGGGACUAUGUGCUGACCAUUAAGCCUCGCCAUGACAUCGUGCCUCAAGUUGACGAGCUGGGUGGAAUGGUGCAGGAGAUCGAGUGCCGAAGAGACAACCCGCUUGCCUGCCACAGCACCGUCACGCACAUGUGCGAGCUGUACGCUGCGUGUGGCGACAAGCGCAAGCGCGACUGGUCCAAGGCCAGCCAAUGCCAAGAGUAUUUCCACGGCAAGUAA
Molecule: messenger RNA, 2328 nt
Organism: Phytophthora sojae
Lineage: Eukaryota; Oomycota; Peronosporomycetes; Peronosporales; Peronosporaceae
Exons: 3
Coding region: 1-2328 (775 amino acids)
Biological process (GO): lipid metabolic process
Source: RefSeq, a predicted model, not a curated record